Molecule: messenger RNA, 1779 nt
Organism: Gregarina niphandrodes
Lineage: Eukaryota; Apicomplexa; Conoidasida; Eugregarinorida; Gregarinidae
Product: reverse transcriptase family protein
Exons: 1
Source: RefSeq, a predicted model, not a curated record
GAUAAUGUAGUCCACUUGGACUGGGAGAAUGCACCUGCUGACCAUGCGAUACUAACGGUCAAAUGGACGCUAAACCAAAUCAGCUACCACGCAAAACGGCCGAAAGCCGGACUCAUCACUCGUGACGCCGAUAAGCCAACUACAAAGGCAUGGCUGAAACUACGUAACGAACUCAAGGAACGUUUUCGCAAGAUACCAGUAAAAAUACAUCUACCAAUUCAGAACCAAUUGCUGUGGGAUCAAUAUAGGAGGUGCAACGGACAGGAGGGCUUAACUUUAAUGGACGAUGAAGGUAAUGACCUGAAUCCGGAAGAGGCCAGAAGACAGCUGGCGAAGAUGCUACAGGACCGAUGGAGUCAUGCUGAUGGAAAGCAUAUCCCCAAACGGACUGAAUCGCAGUUUGGCGAGGGCUUCCCUCCAACUACGCGCGAAAUCUUAAAGGCGAUCAAGGCAACAAAUAGGAAAGCUGCAACCGGACUGGACGGAAUACCCGCUAAAUACGUUGACCAGAUACCCGUCGAAGACAUCCAACAACUAACGGAGCUGAUCUGGCGGCACACGAGUAUCCCCAGACAGCUGGUAGACAUGAAGGUUAAACCAAUACCCAAAAAAGACUCGAGAACCACGGUUCAAAACACACGACCGAUCACCAUACCAUCGACAGUAAUGAAGAUAAUCAACCAAGUCAUACUCGAGAGCAUCACACCGUAUAUUGAAGACAAGCUGCUACCGCAACAACACGCUUACAGGAAAGGAAGAGGCACCGCUACGGCCAUCACAGAACUCUUCACAAAACUGAAACAACCAGGACAGACACUACUGCUACUCGACCUAUCAAAAGCCUUUGAUACUGUUAACCACGCCGCACUGUUUGCUGCCCUCAAGAAAACUGGGCUGCCAGCUAAGGAAUACAAUCUCGUCAGAGACCAAUAUGUUGACUGUGAAGUCAGAAUACAGUGGGCAAAGAGGUUCGCCCAACCUUUCCUGCUUAGAAAUGGAAUAAGGCAAGGCUGCACCUUGAGUACCUCACUCUUCAACUUAGUUGAAGCCGAAAGAGAGCAGAAAUGCAGAGGAAAGAUACCGAAGUGGGUGAAUUACAGUGCCAUCAUGUACGCCGAUGACAAAGCUAUUAUAGUAGACAACCCAGAACAUAUCCAGACCAUUAUCGAAGUCAAUCAGCAAACAGCAUCCGACUAUGGAAUGCGUCAGAACAAUGAGAAGACCGCAAAGCUUACUUUAGACAUGGACACAACGGAGAUCCGCACUGUAAAAUGGAUGGGGAUACUACUGGACAACAAGCUCAACAUGAACCCCGAAGUCGAUGCCAGAAUAAGAAAGGCGAAAGCAGCUGCCACAACUUUCGCAGAUACGGUCAAAACUAUACCACCCUCAAUGCUAGCUGCAAGGGUAAGGAUUACCGGCGCCUGUGCUGUCAUACUACCGCACCUACUGUACCUCUGGAGAGAGAUACCCUUUACACCACAGCAAAGAAGUACGAUGACAGACGUAGCAACUCAACUACUUGCUAAGGUACUGGGCAACACCAGUGGGGUGUCAGCUAGAACAAUCCUACAGCAUGUGGAGAACAUAACCAAGGGGCUCACACCCAGAAUGAAGCAGAUGGCGGAAAUACCAUGGGAGCUACAGAAGGACACCUAUGCGGAUCUGAGUAUAGCUCAAACAAGUGAUUUCCACAAGCAGGGGCAAAGUGUUACUGUCAAAAAGAGUGGUUUAUCUGUUUAUCCCCCUAAAAAUUCUGUCCUCCUAUUUUCUGAAUAA